This is a messenger RNA of Physeter macrocephalus (sperm whale), 7052 nucleotides long. RefSeq names its product zinc finger protein 518B (gene ZNF518B). Gene Ontology annotation, molecular function: DNA-binding transcription factor activity, RNA polymerase II-specific; RNA polymerase II transcription regulatory region sequence-specific DNA binding. Gene Ontology annotation, biological process: regulation of transcription by RNA polymerase II. The transcript has 2 exons. NCBI's taxonomy places the organism in Eukaryota, Metazoa, Chordata, Mammalia, Artiodactyla, Physeteridae. The record is from RefSeq and is a predicted model, not a curated record. The coding region runs from base 483 to 3731 and encodes 1082 amino acids.
GGCCAAGCAUGGACAUUGCGCGCGGUGGAUGUGGACGCGUUCGGGCGAGCUCUGAGUCCAGGACCGGUGCUCGGCUGGGUCUUGGCUCCGCUCCGCGCAGAAACCUGGUGAGGGCGGGCGCAGCUUUAGGGACCUCGGGCGCCAGAGGCGCUCCAGCCGAGCCUCUGCACGCACACUGCGCACGCGCGGCGCCGCCGGGCUCCGCCCCCCGAGUAGGGACCUACAGCGGGCGGCCGCGGAGGCGGCAGCUGUGGCCUGCGGCCGGCGGUGUAGACGCCUCUUCCCGGGACCCGGACCCGGUGGCUCGUGUUGCCUGGAAUAUCAGAGAAUUGGAAACAGUCAUAUUUUGGGAUCAUGACCUACUGUGGUGGUUUAUGAAAAAUGAUAAUACGUUCCUGGGAAGCCAGCUACAAAGUAUACCGAAGGAUGCUUCCUAAGAGUUUUAUCAUGUCUUUCUGGAUUUCAAUGGCCUCUUUUUAGAAAUGCAAAUGAAGAAGAUGAAGGAUAGUGGACAGCAGUUAUGGACUACACAAGUGGAUGAGGGACACAAUUCCUUGACCAUGUCGCUCAAACAGCCUAAUGCUAAUCGAGCGACCCGCCCAGAUAGACAAGAAGCUCAGACUCUUUUUUAUCAAGUCUCCGAGGCAGAGGCUGCCACGAUGACCGUUGCUACAUGUGUAAAGUGUAAAAGUGUGUACAAGAUCCCGCUUCAGGAUCUGAAAAAGGAUACUGGGCAAAACCAAAAGGAGGACAAAUAUGUUUGCUUCACAUGCAGCCUAGGUGUGGCCCCUCCCCAUUUCCAUUUUGUGAACAAUAAUCACAGUGCUACUCACAUAGGAAAUAAACCGGAAACCAUCUCAAGUUCUGUCAAUAACAAAUUUAAGGUAAGGAACUUUAAGCCAGGCAAAUACUAUUGUGAUAAAUGUCGAUUUUCCACGAAGGACCCUCUGCAGUACAAAAAGCACACACUUCAACAUGAAGAGAUUAAAUUCAUUUGUUCUCACUGCAGCUACAUUUCCUACACUAAAGGGGAGUUUCAGAGGCACUUGGUGAAACACACAGGCAUUUUCCCUUAUCAAUGUGAGUAUUGUGACUAUGGUGCUAUUAGAAAUGACUACAUUGUCAAACACAGGAAGAGAGUCCACGAGAAAGCUGGUGGAAAACGGCUGCCCAAAACCAUUGCCAAGCUGGAGCCAAAAAGAAUCAGUGCAUCCAAGCAAAACCCAGAGCUUUUAAAAGCUUCCAGUCCAAGGACUGCGUUUCAAAAUAAGUUGUCAGAUCAACUUUCAAGGUUCUCCCUCCAUUCAAAUAAAGACAGAAUGCACAACAUAAUGUUAUUACCUGAAUCAGAGGAGUACCAAAAAGAUGUCGUGUGCAUUCCAAAUAAAGUGACGCUGUCAGAGCCCAAUGAAGUCAACCCGUUUGAGAACAAAAGUGUGGAGGUGGAAGUGUUAUCCCCUGCAAAAGAGCCUGUUCAGCCGGGAAUGCCAUUAACGGUUGUGGCACCAGCGGAACUAAUCGUCCCUGCAAACUGUUUAGCCCAGUUGAUAGAUGUGAAGGUUGUCAAUGGAACACAGCAGCUUGUGCUGAAACUGUUUCCUCUGGAAGAAAGUAAUUGCCUUGCCACUGGUGGGGGUGAUGGAGGUAAUUCUGAACAUGUGACUAAAGAGAAAGAUUCAAGGGAACAGGAAAAAAUGGCUUCUGCAGAACAAACAAAGUCACUAAUGAUCGAAGGGAAUGUUGGAAAACUUGCAGGCAUCGAUAAUCUUCAAUCAUCAGUUCAGAAACAACUUAAAAACGUGAAAUGGGUAAGGUCUUAUGACUUUUUCACCUCAAAUUCUAGCGUGCGCAGUGGUGGAGAAUCCUUUCUCAACCCUGAUAGAGUUGAGGGUUUGCAGAAAAAAGGUUAUACAUAUCCACAAAGAACUGCUCUUCCUUCCAUUGCCUUAAAAGGUCAUGCUCCAUCAUCUCUAAUAAAAAAUGGUAUUUUAAGUGGUCUUGGAACGACGUCAAACUCUUUUCCAUAUAAAGCUGCCGUUUCUUUUACUGAAGAUGGAAGAAAUUUACACAGUGACUCACAGCAGUUAUUUCCUCUUGCUGCAUCGCCUGCAACCAUUUCCUUCUCUGGAGAAAAGGACUCACUGCCCCUAAGUAAAAAGGACAUGGAAUCUAGAAAUGAGAUCAGUUUUCCUGUAAAAAUGGUUCCCCCUAAUAGGAAGCUGAAAGAUAACCAGACACAGGAACACAAGGCAGUUUCAAAUACCGGCCAGAUUUCCUCUCAACAUAGAGGUGAGUAUUUACACAUAAACAUAACGGGAGAAGAUGGAAUCAGAUCUCAGCAGUCUGGGGAUAAACCUUUGGAAUUAAAGAAUUCUGAAAAGACUAAUGACUCCUUCGAAGGCCCAGUCAUCUCAUCAGUGUUUUCUCUGAGCUCUGGAUCUGAAAACGUCCCUGAGGGCGUUAAGUGGAAUAGUUCAACGUCCAAAAUCAGGUCAAUUGAACUGUUGCGCAGAAAGAUAGCCCAGUUAAUUGAAUCCUGUGGCAAGCCUUCAUCUUUGGCUGCAAGUAAUGCACAUCGUCGUUCUGUAGGGAAGGCACCUAAGGUCACUUCGAAAGCUGCCUGUGAAGGUAUUCAGGAAAUUAACAUGUCAUUUACCAGCACUGGCUAUUCCACCGGUACUCUCCCGAAACCUCAGGAUGACGUUGGUAUUAAUGGACAGUUUACUCAUCAGCAGAUAUAUCCACAUCUUGUAGAAGGCAGCAGUGGGAAAAGCGAAAGAGGAGUAGCCAGGAAGCCACAUUUGGCUCCUCCAGUAUUGAUCCCGAAGGGGGCUGUGCUGAGGGUUCUUAAUUCCUCUGAGAAUUCCCACAUUAUAGAGGCUACAUGUGAAGCACCUGUCAGCAUCCCCUGCAGUGAGACACAGUUAAUAAAACCCAUUCCGUUCUGCCCAGUGAAACAGACAGACUUGGACUUACAGUCUUCGACAAGUGAAAGUGGGCCAGUAGACAUGUCCCAGAAUCAUGAUCUAUCUCUUUGGGCUAAAUCAAGAAAAGAGAGUGCUAAUUGUAGCACCAUGCUUAAAAAAACUGGACUCCUGCAUGGACAGCAAGGAAGUGGUGAAAUGAGUAAGCAAGGGAGACUGUUUUCCAGAAGUCUUCCUGUAAGUAAAAAUAAAACCAAACAAGUCAACUCAUCCAAGAAGAAAAGCAAAAUUCAGGCUGAUCCCAGCCGCUGUUUCAAGGAUCCUUCCAUUUUUCAGGUUGCAAGACAACUUCGACUGAUAGCAGCUAAACCAGACCAGUUGAUCAAAUGCCCCCGUCGGAACCAGCCUGUCAUCGUGUUAAACCAUCCUGAUGUCGACUCUCCAGAAGUAUCCAAUGUGAUGAAGGUAAUAAACAAGUACAAAGGCAACGUCCUCAAAGUGGUCCUAUCAGAGAGGACUAGGUGUCAGUUAGGCAUCAGGCGGCAGCAUGUCCGGCUGACCUACCAGAAUGUGGAGGAAGCCAAUCAGAUAAAAAGGCAAAUGAUGUUGAAAAUGAAACUUAAAAAAGUUCAUAAAAACAACUACCAGGUGGUGGAUUCCUUGCCCGAUGACUCAUCACAGUGUAUAUUUAAGUGCUGGUUUUGUGGACGGCUCUACGAAGACCAGGAAGAGUGGAUGAGUCAUGGCCAACGGCAUUUAAUAGAAGCAACUAGAGACUGGGAUGUUCUUUCUUCCAAGGGCAAAUAAGUGAAAAAUUGGUCUUGGAAGCAAAUUGUUUUUCUUAUGUUUAAUUGAUUCUGGUUUGGUUUGUUUGGUUUUGUGUCCCUCCCUGACUCUGUAGGAUAAUACAGACUGCAGGGAUGGGAAGUUGGUUCAGUCUUCAGGUCUUCCUGGGAAUGUGGAGAGGGUGGCGUCUGAGCCUGGUGACUGGACGUCAGAAGGUGUCUGUGGCCCCCGAGGAAGUGCACACAGAUUCACGUGUAUGCAUUUGUCUGGGGCGAAGGGAAACUUUGAACAGAUUUUCAGUGGGAUCUGAGACUUCCCUUUGGUCAGCAGCCUUUUUCUGCGUAGAUAAAAAUCAUUUCUAAUCCAUUCAGAGGGGCAAGUUUAGAGUGUUUUACACAUGCUCUUUAUAUAACAAAAUGCUACUGAAGAAUUAAACCCAGGUCUUGGUGUACACAUCCACUUUUUUUUUUUUUUUUGCAUUAACUCAUCUUCUGAAUAUUUGGUACAUAAUGGAAAGUAUAUUUUCUACUUUGUUGGUUAUCUUAAGUUUGGUUAUAGAAAAGUGGCCCUUCUUUUAAAUCCCUCACCCACUCUGCAGUGUUGCUAAGUGGUCUCUAUAGCACAGAGGGUUGGGCUUUUGUUGACACUUUUAAAGAAUAAUUCCAAAGGUUGGCCUGAAUUUACUACAACAGCAGGUGUUGUUAGGGAAAGAAAGGAACAUUUUCAGGCUUUUGCUUUCUUUUUAAAUACCUUGAUUUAUGACAGUUGGGGAGGGAAUGUGCCUUUUUGGGGGGAAUAAAAAGGAGAAGAAAGGGUCACAGAGGGAGAAUAUCUAAAAUUAUCUCCUGUUUGCCCUUACCACUCCCAGAAAAGUCAAGUAAGUCAUCAAUUUAAAAUGUGAAUGAACAGGCUUCUUUCAACAGAGAUAAAGUUUGGGGAGACAAAUCAAGAUAGAUAGGAUUGUGACGAAAGUUGUAGCUUUAAUGAGACUAUCAGUUUUCAUUUGGGAACUCAUCGCAGACCACGGGUGGAACCUGCACACUGUUUUCUUUCUUCCUCCAUCACCAGUGGAUCACAGACACUGUCCCCCACCCCUGCCAGGUCUUAUCCUGCUCUCCCUUGGUGGGUUUUCUGAACAGGUCCUCCUGUGAAAUGACAUAGCAUCCCUGCUCACCUGUCCCUUUCCCUUGCUUGAGGCCCCUUAAGGUUUUCCCUGAUGAAAAUACUAAAAACAGGCAAGAAUCUACAAAAUGAACACCUCCCACCACCUCUGUUAAGCUUACAGGAACACUGUCCCUGGUUUUCAUCAGUGGUAACAACCUGCUUCUAAUUUAUCUCAGCCACAGUCAGGCUUUCCUUGUUGCUCACCUUCCCUGGGAAGCAGCUCUGAGAACACUCCAGCUACCCCUCCACCAGCAGGAGUCAGGACUGGUGCUGGGCUCCACAGCACCUGUGUGUGCACUAGAAAAAAGCCCACCCUCUGCACCAUUGCAGCUGCUUGGGCAGAUGGAUGGCUUGACAAGAGCAGCUCAGGCUGGAUUCUAGUCCUCACUUGCCCACCCAGCGGGGAACCGACCAUAAUGCAGAGCGCACACAGCACAGCCACAAGGCGGCCCCAACUCACGUGUUUUCCUCCCUUUUAAAGACUCCUUCCUUAGGGAAUUGAGGGCAGCGAAUGAAACCUGGGGGCUGUUACAUCUGAGAAAGGCAUGAGUGAGAUUUCUGUUGUGUUGGGUAGUCAGUUAAGAGACUUCCUGAUUUUUCUUUCCACGUGGGAAAGUCUUAGCUUAUCCUCUGAUACAUCAGAUUGUAAUUCUUUGUAGUUGGUUCUCAUUACAGAUAUUCAACAUGGCUUGUGUAUAGUUUAAUACAUAAUCAUUAAGUUGAUUAAUUGGUUAGUUUUUAUUGAAAUUUAAAACUUGGGUUUUUUUAAUAUGUGUAUAUAUGUGUGUACACAUAUAUUUUUUACCAUAUGAAAACUUGCAGUAGCUAAUUUUCUGAUUUCCUAUUUUAUAAUGAAGCUAUGUGGUCUGGAAAAAUAUAAAACAUUUUAUAUUCUAGAAAUAAUUUAUUUUGGAAGUACAUUUUUAUAAUGGUCUGAUCUCAUUUUUAGAAAGUGAAAGCACAGUAAGUGAUGGGUCUGAUUUAUAUGAACAAAUGGGAGUAGAAACCCCGGUGGAUCAUUGCAGUACAGUGUUUAGUCCCGGUGCAUUUCUAGUUGGUGCUUUUUGGGAAAUGGAUUGUGUGUACCACUUCAGUACAUAAAGGAGAGCAUUCUUAAGUUUUAUCCAUGCAUAGAUCUGUUAUUCCCUCCCCACCCCAGCCCCCAUCAUGAAAGAAGGCUCUUAAGGUGCUGAGAGGCGAAGAAAAGGCUGUGCUUUAUUAUUUUUCUCCUUCUAUACCUCACUGCUUAGUAGCAUCUUUCCUGAAAGGCUAGACCAUGACCUUUCAGGAAAGAUAACCAUGAAUCAGGUCAGAGUGUUAAGUGUCAACAUGAAACCUUGACACUUUGCAGCAUCAACUGUUUCUCAAGUAUUACCUAAAACUCAGCUUAUGUACUUGUACAGAGCAAAAUUUAGUGAGUAGAAUAUGUAGCUAGGCUUUUCGAGAUUUCCAGAACUACAGUACUUUAAGGAAUUCGGAGGGCUCCUGGAAGUCAUAAAAAAAAUGAGAAAGCAAAAAAUGGCUGUCUUCCCUAUAUAAAGAACUUUAGAAAAUAGCUUGUUAACAUGUAGCUUAAUGUCAUGAAACGAACAAAAUUGGAGAAGGUAGGGGCAGAACUGUGUUGAGUAUUUGUCUACUCUUUCUUACCUUGAUUUUGAAGGGUCUCUACUCAGUAAAUGUUACUCAUAGUACUUACUACUAAAAUCAUUUCUAACUUAUUUUUAAAAAUAGGUUUUCUUUGGGGGAUCAGAAAUGAGACAACCUUGUUAUAUUUAUGAUACGACAGUGAAAAAUUUUUUUAAAAGUAUACUCAAAUAGAUUCUAUUUUACUCAAAUUUUUAUUUCCAGUCCAAAACACUUUGUGAGCCCCUCUCAUGGGCCAAGUGCUCUUGGUUGAGCUAAACUGAACACGAUGUAUUAACCCUCCAAAGUUCCAUCCCUCUUUCUUAAGCCACCCCAGAAAAUGAAGACGUGAUGCCACUCAGCCUUUGGAAUAAUUUUUGAAUCUGUUAACGUCAGUAUGAGCAGAAAACAAAACAUUGCGUAACAUGUUUUAAGCAUUAUUAAAAAGUCCUGCAUUAACAGUUUGUGUGUCUGCUGCUCUGAUUUUGAAACACGUAUGUAUAUAGAUAGAGAAGUUGGCAUAAAUUUUGUUAAAUAAAGCAAGUAUAAAAUUUU